UAAGAUGCUCCAAGUCCCUUGCAGUUCUCUUCAGAAAAAAAGUCACUAGUGCUCUGCUCUUGCCAUAAUACCAAACCUUUUUGACUUAUACUUUGGUGCCGCAACACUGGAAGAUUUGCACACAGGUUCCAGGAAUAAUUUUUUUUUUUUAAUUUUAUUUGAGUGAUUCCUUGUGGAUGGAAAAAGAUUUGAGUCUUAAUAAUUACCUUGUUUUAAAGCUAUUUCUCUAUAGUCUGAACUGCUUAAUAAAUUGGGCCACUUACCAAUGAGCCACACAGCCAGUUCUUGUCAAGAGCUGGUUGAAAACUGUGCUGUGCAUGUAGCAGGGAUGGCACAAGAAGAUAGCCGUCGUGGCCAAGUGCCAUCUACGUUUUAUCAUGGUGCCAACCAAGAACUUGACCUGUCCACCAAAGUGUACAAAAGGGAAUCAGGAAGUCCUUAUUCUGUGUUAGUGGACACCAAGAUGAGCAAACCGCAUCUCCAUGAAACAGAGGAAGAGCCGUAUUUCAGGGAGACGAGAGCAGUGUCUGACGUGCAUGCUGUUAAAGAAGACCAGGAGAAUUCUGAUGACACGGACGAGGAGGAAGAAGAGGAAGAAGUCUCUUACAAAAGGGAGCAGAUCAUAGUAGAGGUAAACCUUAAUAAUCAAACAUUAAAUGUGUCUAAAGGGGAAAAGGGUGUCUCUUCACAGUCCAAAGAGACUCCUGUUCUUAAGACAAGCAGUGAGGAGGAAGAGGAAGAAAGUGAGGAAGAGGCCACAGAUGACAGCAAUGACUAUGGAGAGAAUGAAAAGCAGAAGAAAAAGGAGAAGAUGGUGGAGAAAGUCAGCGUUACACAAAGGAGAACGAGGAGAGCUGCCUCUGUUGCCGCAGCUACCACUUCCCCUACUCCCAGAACUACAAGAGGUCGUAGGAAGAAUGUAGAGCCACCUAAGCGUAAGAAGCGGGCCACAAAGGAGCCCAAAGCACCAGUCCAGAAAGCUAAGUGUGAAGAGAAAGAGACUCUGACCUGUGAGAAGUGCCCCAGGGUAUUUAACACUCGCUGGUACCUGGAGAAGCACAUGAACGUUACUCACAGGCGCAUGCAGAUUUGUGAUAAGUGUGGCAAGAAGUUUGUCCUGGAAAGUGAGCUGUCCCUUCACCAGCAAACAGACUGUGAAAAAAACAUUCAGUGUGUUUCCUGUAACAAAUCAUUCAAGAAACUCUGGUCCCUUCAUGAACAUAUCAAGAUUGUCCAUGGAUAUGCAGAAAAGAAGUUUUCCUGUGAAAUUUGUGAAAAGAAAUUCUAUACCAUGGCUCACGUGCGGAAACACAUGGUUGCACACACGAAAGACAUGCCAUUUACAUGUGAAACCUGUGGAAAGUCAUUCAAACGCAGUAUGUCACUCAAGGUGCACUCCUUGCAGCAUUCUGGAGAGAAGCCCUUCAGGUGUGAGAACUGCGACGAAAGGUUUCAGUACAAGUACCAGCUGCGCUCCCACAUGAGCAUCCACAUUGGGCACAAGCAGUUCAUGUGCCAGUGGUGCGGCAAGGACUUCAACAUGAAGCAGUACUUCGACGAGCACAUGAAAACACACACUGGAGAGAAACCCUUUAUCUGUGAAAUCUGUGGCAAAAGCUUCACCAGCCGCCCCAACAUGAAGAGGCACCGCAGAACUCACACAGGCGAGAAGCCCUAUCCAUGUGACGUGUGUGGCCAGCGGUUCCGCUUCUCCAACAUGCUUAAGGCCCACAAGGAGAAGUGCUUUCGAGUGACCAGCCCCGUGAAUGUGCCGCCUGCUGUUCAGAUCCCACUCACCACUUCCCCAGCCACCCCAGUUCCUUCGGUGGUGAACACACCCACGACCCCCGCCCCUCCAAUCAGUAUGAACCCCGUAAGCACUCUUCCCCCUCGGCCCAUCCCCCACCCCUUCUCGCACCUUCACCUCCACCCGCACCCUCACCACCCGCACCACCUUCCCAUCCCUCCAGUCCCUCACCUCCCCCCGCCUCCGGCUCUCUUUAAGAGUGAGCCUUUAAAUCACAGAGGCCAGAGUGAGGACAACUUUCUGCGGCACCUGGCAGAGAAGAACAGUUCAGCCCAGCAUCAUUAACAUCCGUCUCCUUAAGUGUGUUCUCCGGGAGUUACGUUCCCACGUGUGAGUUGGCAGAGGGAGUCGGUGAGCAUUUCUGUAGUUCUCAGGCUCUCCUCAGCCCCCACCAGGGGCUUUGUCAUUGUCUUGGUGAAUCACCAGGUCCAAGAGAAUGAACAAGACGACUACCCUGAGCUCACGGAGGAAACUGUCUUCUAAACCAGGGGAACCACCGAACUGAAGCCCAAUUUGCUUGCAUUUUCUGGUGACUUUUAUAAGUUUCAAAUACUCAGACUUGUGGAAUUUUAUAAUUUCAUAUCAGCUGAUGAGGUAUGCUUGCUUUUAUAUCCUGGACUUCUCCUCAAAGAGGGGAUAGGCCUGGUUUCCUUUGUACUAAUCGGGAAGGCUGUGAGAUUAAUCCAGAGCAUUAAUUGUAUCACUGUGUAUCGUAAGGAAUUCUUUUCAGCUUUUGGUGCUGGCUACAGAGUGGAGCUGGCUAUGUUUCACAGUAUAUCAAGCAUUAUAGAGAAAGAUGGAAAUUUUCUUCUUUGUGUAGCUCUCCUAACGCACUCUUUAUUUUACUACAGAAAUUAUUUUAGAGUUUUUGUAUAGACUUCUUUAGUAGUCUGUUUCUAAAAUGAAAUGUAUUUCAAUAAGCGGUGUAAUUUUUUCAGUGUAGCUGAACCUAUGUUGUAAAAUAGAAAAAAAUUUUAUAAUCAUCAAAAUGUGAUUCUUAAAGAUACAUAUAACUUCUAUAAUUCAAAGUUAUUCUUACAUCCGUACAACUCAAAGGUGCUUCAGAGACUAGAUGUGUCUGAGAGAGUCUCCAGACCAGGUUACUGCAAAAAUGACGUUUUGCUUUUAGAACUUGGCAUAAGUACUUGGUAGUUUUGAAAUCUCUGCUUAACACUCAAAAUAUCUGUUAGACUCACUGACAUGCUCCUGUCCUCCGUGUGCCAUUUGGCUCAGUUAGUGCAUUAAAUAAAAUGAUUUGCAGGGGAUUGGGCCUUUUCCGGGGAAGUCACCUAAAGCUUGCAUGUUUUGAAAAUUUGAGUAAGGCUGUUCACCGCCAAGAGGAGGAAGUAGUGGAGAUUGUUUCUUCUCAGUCACAUCUGUUUGUCACUGCCCUUAGGAACUGGUUCAUGUUUUACUUUUAUGGGAUGACAAAUUGAAAUCUCUCAAUUUGAGGUUGGUUUAUUUUUCUAGAAUUGUUAUGAGAAGCUAAAAUAGUAAACUAAAAUCACAAACAUGAUGUUGCUGAUAGUGGUUGAGCAAUUUGGGUGAGAAGACAAAUUGAUUAUAAAUUUUAAAAUGUCUGUUAUAUAUAAAAUGUGGGUAUGUCCACAACUUUGAGCUGUUUUAACACAGUUUAAAUUGUAUUGGGGAAAAACUGAGUUUUGCUGUCCUGUCCUCUGCAAAUAAUUAUGUGAUACCAGCAUUCUUAGGUGAUAGAGAAAGAGCACCUCUGAUACCUUUAGGCAGGUUAGUUUUUCAAGUUCAGGAAACUUCAAAAGAGCAUGGUGAACCAGGAGCUUAUAGGAAAGACUGGACAGAAGGGCUAAUGUAUUGAGUACAUUUAACUGAUCCAAUUUAUCCAGACUCAGUAUAGCUUAAAAUUUUGUAUUUCUUUAUCUCAGAGAACUGAGUUCCCAGGCUAGGUCGUUCCCUUACCUUUUUUUUUUUUAAAGAGAUGAGGUCUCACUAUGUUGCCCAAACCAGAGUGCAGUGGCUAUUCACAGGUGCAAUCAUAGCUCACUGCAGCCUCGAACUCCUGGGCUCAAGCGAUCCUCCUGCCUCAGCCUCCCGAGUAGCUGGGACUACAGGCACAAGCGCCUGCUCCCAGUCCUCUUUUUAGUCUUGAAAUCUCUUCAUUUUUCUUUCCUCAGGCUCUUAAAUCAUUGCCUGAAUCAGAACCCUGGCUUUUAUUUAUUUUUUAUUUUUAAUAUUAAAUGUGCAGAUAUGCUUCAAGCACUUUUCUAGCUGAUUAACUCUGUGGUAGGAAAAAAUGGAACUCCUUCAAUUGAUGUUAAGUCUCUAUUUUUAAAAUGUCACAUUCUCUAUUAGCUUUUUGGUUUAAUGUUUUUAAAUUUUCUCCUUCCGAUUUUGCCUGUCUUUUGUAAUGAGCAUAGGAAAAAUUUGGAAUGAGGCAGAAAAUUAUCUCAAGACAUAUUUUUCUUCCUGUUUUUGGAUGUAAGUUUUAAAGAAUGGUAUUUUUAAUAUUUGUAUGCAUUCUUUGAGCACCCAGGUACCCAAGCCAAUAAGGAAAGCUAAUUCCUUGCUUAAGACUGUUAUAACUUUAGUGGUUGUCUCCCCUAACCUCCACAAUCUCCUUAGCAUUCCGGAACAAGUUUGUAAAUCUACACUUUUAUAUAGACAUAUCAUUAUUUCAUGGUCAAGCCUGUAGUACUAAAAUGAUUUUUUUUAAAAAAAGAUGUAAA
Molecule: messenger RNA, 4509 nt
Organism: Propithecus coquereli (Coquerel's sifaka)
Lineage: Eukaryota; Metazoa; Chordata; Mammalia; Primates; Indriidae
Gene: ZNF652
Product: zinc finger protein 652
Exons: 5
Coding region: 266-2092 (608 amino acids)
Biological process (GO): regulation of transcription by RNA polymerase II
Cellular component (GO): nucleus
Molecular function (GO): RNA polymerase II cis-regulatory region sequence-specific DNA binding; DNA-binding transcription activator activity, RNA polymerase II-specific
Source: RefSeq, a predicted model, not a curated record